This is a messenger RNA of Brachypodium distachyon (stiff brome), 2645 nucleotides long. Its product is annotated as peroxisomal acyl-coenzyme A oxidase 1. Gene Ontology annotation, molecular function: FAD binding; acyl-CoA oxidase activity; fatty acid binding. Gene Ontology annotation, cellular component: peroxisome. Gene Ontology annotation, biological process: long-chain fatty acid metabolic process; fatty acid beta-oxidation using acyl-CoA oxidase; lipid homeostasis. The record is from RefSeq and is a predicted model, not a curated record. Lineage: Eukaryota; Viridiplantae; Streptophyta; Magnoliopsida; Poales; Poaceae. The coding region runs from base 322 to 2331 and encodes 669 amino acids. The transcript is spliced from 13 exons.
AGCUUUCACGAGCAAGGACGCAAGUGAAGGAGACCAACCACAAAGGGACAGCCCGCCAUUAAUUUCUUCCUUGCGAGAGCUGGUCUUCAAUUCCCGUUCCGUUCCAACCCGGCACCCGCAUCGGGCUUCUCGCCCGCCUCUCCUGCCUCGAUCCAUAUAUCUCCACGGAUAUACCACCACCGCCACCAACACUCCACGACGGCGACUCCUACUAGUUAACCACUUGUCGCCACCAACAAAUUCGAUCCCCGCGCCGCCUAGGAAGGACAGGCGGAGGAAGCAGCAGCGGUAGUACCCUAGGAACCCAACAGGAGCGUAGCCAUGGCGGCGGCGGACGGAGGGGAAGCGGACCACCUCGCCGGCGAGAGGGCCACGGCGCAGUUCGACGUCGACGGCAUGAAGGUCGCCUGGGCAGGCUCCCGCCACGCCGUCGAGGUCAACGACCGCAUGGCACGCCUCGUCGCCUCCGACCCGGUGUUCCGCAAGGAUACCAGGACGAUGCUCCCCAGGAAGGAGCUGUUCAAGGACACGCUCAAAAAGGCCGCACAUGCGUGGAAGCGCAUCGUCGAGCUACGUCUUACAGAAGAGGAAGCAAAUUUGCUGAGGCUAUACGUGGACCAGCCUGGUUAUGUUGAUCUGCAUUGGGGCAUGUUUGUUCCUGCUAUAAAAGGGCAAGGCACUGAAGAGCAGCAGAAGAAGUGGUUACCAAUGGCCUACAAGUUCCAAAUUAUUGGAUGCUAUGCUCAGACUGAACUCGGUCACGGUUCAAAUGUUCAGGGUCUUGAGACAACUGCCACAUUUGAUCCAAGUACUGAUGAGUUUGUUGUGCACAGCCCAACUCUGACCUCCAGCAAGUGGUGGCCUGGUGGCUUAGGAAAAGCUUCCACUCAUGCAGUCGUCUAUGCUCGUCUGAUAACUGAAGGAAAAGACUAUGGCAUCCAUGGUUUCAUUGUGCAGUUGCGAAGCUUAGAGGAUCACUCUCCGCUUCCUGGCAUUACUCUUGGUGAUAUUGGUGGAAAAUUUGGCAGCGGUGCAUAUAACAGUAUGGAUAAUGGUGUUCUACGAUUUGACCACGUGCGCAUCCCAAGGGAUCAAAUGUUGAUGAGGCUGUCGCAAGUCACAAGAGAGGGAAAAUACGUCCACUCCAAUGUUCCAAAGCAGCUGCUUUAUGGGACAAUGGUUUACGUUCGUCAAACAAUUGUUGCGGAUGCUUCCAAGGCUUUGUCCCGUGCUGUUUGCAUUGCUGUAAGGUAUAGCGCUAUCCGAAAGCAGUUUGGUGCUCAAGCUGGUGGCCCUGAGACUCAGGUCAUCAAUUACAAGACUCAACAGAGCAGGCUCUUUCCUUUGCUGGCUUCAGCUUAUGCAUUUAGAUUUGUGGGUGAGUGGCUGAAGUGGUUAUACACUGAUGUCACACAAAAGCUUGAAGCUAAGGAUUUCUCAACACUGCCCGAGGCUCAUGCCUGUACUGCUGGGCUGAAGUCUGUGACAACAUCUGCAACAGCUGAUGCAAUUGAAGAAUGCCGAAAGCUCUGUGGUGGACAUGGUUACCUGAACAGCAGUGGGCUUCCUGAAUUGUUUGCAGUCUAUGUUCCUGCUUGCACUUAUGAAGGAGACAAUGUCGUUUUGCUUUUGCAGGUUGCAAGGUUUCUAAUGAAGACUGUUUCUCAACUGGCUUCUGGGAAGCAACCUGUUGGGACAACAGCUUACAUGGGCAACAUACAAUAUUUGAUGCAAUCCAAAUGUGCUGUAAAUACAGCUGAAGAAUGGCUUAAUCCUGCUGUCAUAAAAGAGGUAUUUGAAGCUAGGGCUCUGAGGAUGGCGGUAAAUUGUGCCCAGAACAUAAGCAAGGCACCAAGCCAAGAAGAAGGUUUCUCUGAGCUGUCCCCUGAUUUGCUCGAGGCUUCCGUGGCUCACGUGCAGUUGAUUAUUGUGACCAAGUUCAUCGAGAAACUGCAGCAGGACAUCCCAGGGCAUGGCGUGAAGGACCAGCUCCAGAACCUCUGCAACAUCUAUGCUCUCCACCUUCUCCACAAGCACCUGGGUGACUUCCUCUCGACGGGCUGCGUCACGGCCAAGCAGGGCGCGCUGGCGAACGAGCAGCUUGGAAAGCUCUACGCCGCGGUGCGCCCCAACGCGGUGGCGCUGGUGGACGCGUUCGACUACACAGACCACUACCUGGGGUCUGUCCUGGGGCGGUACGACGGCGACGUGUACCCGGCGCUGUACCAGGAGGCGUGGAAGGACCCCCUGAACGACACGGUGGUGCCCGACGGGUACCACGAGCACCUCCGGCCGCUGCUCAAGCAGCAGCUCAAGCUCUCCAGGCUAUAAUGCUGAUGAUGGUGGUGAUCCGUUUUACAUAUUCUUGUACUGGUGAAAAAUCUGAAGCAAUAAUCAAGGAGAAGAUGACUGGUAGACUAAGAUAAGAGAAUAAAAAUUGUACCGGUGGUAGUAGUAUUAGCACGGUUUUUAUUGUGGUUCGGUUAUUGGUGGGCAGCAAGAUGGUGCCCGGCAACUUAGCAAGUGUGUGAAUUCUAUUCUAGUCUAUUCUAUGUACUUCAAAGAAUGGGGUUGGCAUGAUACUAUCUUGAAUUAUGCGAGUGCUCAUUAUCAUUAAUAAAAAACCUGCCAUAAUAAUAAUUUCA